UAGAGACUAUGCUUAUUGGCACUAACAUACACAUUCACUAUAACCUCUUUAUCCUUGCAAAGUUGCUUUGAGACACUAAUAAAUAAAUACAACUGAAUUACAAUUGAAUUGAACUUCUACAGCUGAUCAUCUUAAACUUCACACCCUGUGUUGGUUUCAAUGAAAGCUGUAAUGACGUCACUCUGUGGGAUUCUUCUGAAAACAGGAAAGGACACUCUAUUUCCAAACCAAACCUAUCCUUCACCUUCAUAUCAUAUUCUACUUCUGAAGUGGGCUAGUUUUCAGUAAUGACCAUGACAGAAAGAUGGAUAACAGGCCUGACUCAUCUCCUCAUCUUUACAAUGAUUUAUCAUGUACUGUCUGUAUUAGCCGAUAAAGAAUGGCAACCCUGUUCACAAAACUUCACACAAGUUUAUUGUCCUAGUAACAUCACUGUAGAGGUGAAGGCCAUGACCGAUGUAAACAACUGUGGGGAAAAUGUGAAUAUGAUCUGUAAUACCAACCUGCCUCUGAACCUUACCUGUGGCUUUAAAUGGAAUGGGGAACAGAAUCAGACAGAUAGCAAUAAUCAAAGCAUAAAUCAGAUCAUCUCUAACAAAAAAGCAUUCAUCUGUACUGUUCUGAGUCCAUGUGGAAACUUCAGUUCUUCAUCUUAUGAACAAAAGUGCAAAGAUCAACUCACUAUAGUUCUGUUGAUCUGUGGAAUAGGAGCCAUUCUCAUCAUCCUCGUGUUUGGUAUGACCAUGAAGAUUAUACUGAAGAGAGGAGAAGUUCAAAGGCAGGCCAGGAGGCAACAGAGACAAGCAAUGCAGAGCAACGACAGCACUGCAACCACCACAAGCUACUGGUGAGAGGGAGAGAGAUAGGGAUAGUUAUUGUGUGAAUGUAAUUAUUUGAUUUGUUACCGAUGAGCUUGUGAGGACAAGAUUAUUAUAAUUUUUCAGUAUAGGCACUAUAUCCUUUCUUUUAAAAAUAUAGUUGCUUGAUUUCCUGUAUGGCUAUGUAACAUAUUGUACAUCAUUUUCAUUUUGUGGAUUGAUUUUGUGUUUGUUUAUAAAUAUACAAUAAAACAAUUGUCUAAUAAUUAGAACAUACAGUAUAU
Messenger RNA from Silurus meridionalis, 1102 nucleotides. RefSeq lists its product as uncharacterized. The record is from RefSeq and is a predicted model, not a curated record. Lineage: Eukaryota; Metazoa; Chordata; Actinopteri; Siluriformes; Siluridae. Bases 288 to 851 code for a protein of 187 amino acids. The transcript has 7 exons.